Messenger RNA from Symbiodinium necroappetens, 1805 nucleotides. The record is from the annotation of a GenBank genome assembly. Lineage: Eukaryota; Dinophyceae; Suessiales; Symbiodiniaceae.
AUGCCGGAUGAGCCGGAGCCCCAGCAGGCUUCGGAGGCAGGCGGCCCGGCUGCUGGGGAGCCCGAGCGCGCCACGCCCGCCCCCGAGCCCCGGCGGAGCCUGUGCCAGCACCUGCUGGACCUGCUGGGAAUCUUCCCGCACUUCCCUCUGCCGGGGCUCCUGGCAGCGAACAAGCCCAAGCCGCCGCCGCAGACCGUCCCCACCGACCCUGGGCCAAGCAGUGAGCCGCUACCAAAGGCGGCAGCACCAGCGCCGGAGCCGGAGCCGAAGCAGCCCGAGCCCCCUCGACAGCCGGUGCACAUGACGCCCGCCCAGAUGCGCAUGGUGCGGCAGAUCAGCAAGCAGUGUAAAGGCACCAUGAUGUCCCUGGAGCGGCGCAACGAGCCGCAGAUGCUGCGGAGCUUCUGGAAGCACUACCCGUCCUACAGGGUGCAGCCGCUGCUCCAGAAGCGCUACCACGAGCUCCUGGAGGCUCGCGCCUUCAACGAGUGGCUAGAGAACCGGCGGAUUCGCAAGGAGGGCGAAGAGUACACCGACACAGUGGGCCGGCUCACGGACGCCGUGAACCGCCGGGUGCCGCAGCUGCGGUUCGCCCCCGCGGCGCGGGCCGGCGUGCAGCGGGCCGGCAGAGACAUCGCGGCGGGGCGCAACACUCAGGAGUCGGGCGAAGAUGGAGGAGAGGUCCUGGGCUACAUAGAGGAGGGCGAGCCCCUGCCGGUGGAGCUGCCCAAGCGCAAUGCCUCGAUCUACAUGGCCUCCCACUUCUAUUUGGACGAUUUCCCCCAGUCCUCCGAGCCCCUCUCCGACCAGCCGCUGCCGCACACCCACGUGAACCCCGCGGAAGCCUUCGAGGCAGAGGAGAUGCUGCGGCAGCGCAGCUUCUUCAGCGACACCAGCAGCGACUUCGGCGGGACCGACACCGCGCAGGCGCUGCGCAGGGACGGCUUCGACGCCCCCCAGCCGCCCUCCUUCGGCAGCCGGCUGCGGGAAUCCGGCGCCCACGCCGCGGAGACGGCCAUCGCCGGGUUGGGGGUCGGGGCCGGGCAGUACGCCGAGAGCGCCGCCCACAGGGGCCUGGACAGAGGGGAGCGCUGGCUGGAUCGAACGCUGAGGGUGCCCCCGGCGGAAGGCUUGGCGCCGUCGCCGGACGAGGCAGCCGUGGACCCCCAGGACAUCGAGGCCUUCACGCAGGGGCAGGCCGCGGCUUCGGCCGGCGAGGCAGCGGCUGUGGCCGAGGGUGGAGGCACGCUGGCGUUGCUUGGCGAGGCCGCCCUGGGCACCGCGGCCGGCAUGGGCGCGGCGGCAGGGGGGCUUGCCGUGGCGGGCGCGGGUGGAGGCACGGACAGCGACCAGAGCCGCCCCAGCAGCGCCGUGGACAUCCAGACCUUGAACGGCAUGCAGGAGUCAGCCCUCGUUCGACCAGCUGCGGAGCGACCUCGAACUUGCGUGAACGCAAGCGGGAUGGAGAACGUCACGCAAGCGGUGAACGAUGAGCUCAUGCAGAGCUUGGACUACAAGCUCGCCACCUCGAACGUGAAUUACGUGCAGUCCAGGCGCGACGUACAGUAUUACCCGUCGAGCCUGUCCACGUUCACGCCCACCACCAGUCGCGUGGCGAGGAUUCCCCUCACCAGCGGCAUGGACUUCAUUGACCCUGAAAGCGUGAAGAUCGCCUUCAGGGUCAGGAACAACAACACCGACGCAGACGGCCUGUUCCCGGGCACCAUCGAGCCCAGCUGCUUCAUCAAGAGGGUCCAGCUCUACUCCAACGGGCAGCGAACCGACGAUAUAUCAGAGUAUGGCAG